AUGGCGAAAAUCGCAGAUAUAGACCCAUUACUGACGGAAGAGAAUGUCUCGCCGCUCAAGCAAGCAUUCACCCCGGAGAAAGCCACUUCAUAUCUGGGAUCGCUGUGGGCCGAGACAAUCAAAGAGCUUCGACACGACUUGAAGGCUACCAGGUGGCGGCACACUACGGCCGCCUAUUUUACAUGGCUAUUUUUCUCCAUUUGGGCGGUGGCAUUGUUCAUACUCUGUGUGAUCUUCCCGAUCGUUAUCAUCCCAGAAGUAACCCAGGAAAGCUCCGACUACUGGAACUACUGUGCUCCUGACGGCUCUUUUAGCCUGGAGCCCACGAACCCCUGGAACUUGGACUGGACAUUUCAGAUCGUGUUGGCGUUCGGGUCAUUAACUUUCACGCAAGCCAAGGUGGUGGAUGUUGUGUGGGAUAUUGGAGUCGGCCGCUUGGGACAAAGCCUGUUAGCUUAUUUCUCGUGGAAGGCAUUCUCAGUCUACGUCAGAGCAUCCAUGGAGACCACACCGAUCACAUACCAGACAUUUUGGACAACGUUUAUGCGGAACGAUGUUUCCUUUGCGUCCAUCUUUCGCUUGAUUCGAGACUUUGCCAGAAGGCGAGGUCUGAGAUCAAAACUUGCGAUGGCCUUCAUGACCACUACCAUGCUGUUUAUCGUGGUCUUUCCAACUCUCGCCAGCGCGAUGACCGGAUAUACGGCCAAUAACGACGCGGUUAUCAAACUCGAAAACGGAAGCACACAGGUACCUUUCGAGAAGUUUCGUCGACUCGUUGCCACCAUUCAUGACGGAAACAGAGUCAAUCUUACUGCUGAGUAUAAUGUGUUUCGGGGAGCACCACAAAGCCAGUCUCAGACAUGUGGCUAUGGCGAUUGCAUCAGCGAAUAUAUGUCAAAAUAUGGGAGCAAUAAUCACACCAGUUCGAUCUGGUAUCAAGGCGAUUACGAUAACCCGAAAACUCUCGAAAGCCCAACACUCAAUAUCACUUAUUGGGCCGACAAAGAAAGUGACACAUUGUUCCUCUACACCCCCAAUAAUACGACCUACACUAUACAAGUCAUUCAAGAAAACGCCGUCUGUCAGCCCGUCAUGGUCAAUCUGCAACAGACUUACCAGUGGGGCUUCUCAGUGGUCCAGCUUGAAAUCGCCAUGAUUUUGCUCACCAUCUGGACCUUCGGUGUGUGGAUUAUGUGGCUUCAUGCUCACCUUGAGCUCUCUAACAGGGGCAAAUAUGAAGUACCCCGAGAACUCAAGGCUGCUCUGUACCUCGCAGACUCAAUACGAAGCGAUCUGAAGGAAUUCGACCAGGAAGCUGAAUUUCUGAGUAACAAGGAGCUGAAAGCACACGCCGCAGAGCAUCUGAAAGGGGGGAAGGUCGAUAUACAGGCGCUCUCGCUUGUCAAUGGUUAUAGCUUUCGGCGGAGCUCUUGGAAAUGGAUCAAGACCAAUAAGUUAUGGGCUUUUGUGUUCUUCUUUGUUUUGGCGAGCACUUACUUUCUCUUUGGGAUUCCGUUGUUUCUGACCAUGAGUUUCGCAAUGGCUGCAGGCUGGGGCAGGAGGACCCGGGCAGUUAUGUCAUGGGGAGCAUUUUUGCUCGUAGUGGCAGUUGGCUUGCCUGUGUACAUGCUUACAACAGCAAGGUGA
Molecule: messenger RNA, 1647 nt
Organism: Diaporthe amygdali
Lineage: Eukaryota; Fungi; Ascomycota; Sordariomycetes; Diaporthales; Diaporthaceae
Exons: 3
Coding region: 1-1647 (548 amino acids)
Source: RefSeq, a predicted model, not a curated record